AACGCAUCCAUAACUAAACGUCAAAAUGGUUCCACGUGAUUACAUAACUUCCGUCAAUGGCGCUCGCUUCGCCCCUGCAUUUCCUUUAGCACUGUGCGUCAGGCGCGGUGUGGAGUGUUGAACGGUGAGAUAGGAUUUUAAAACAUAAUAAUGUUCUCCUCACUGCUGGAGGCGGCGCGCAGCUCGCCGUUCCAUGGCCCGCUCACUCCUGCUAAAUGUGAUGCCAUCGCCGCUCCCUCACAGGCCAUGGCCGCCAACGCGGCGGCGGAGCUGGGAGACUCCUGCGAGUUUGGCUCCACGAAAUACUUCGCGCUCUGCGGGCUCGGAGGCAUCCUGUCCUGCGGCAUCACCCACACGGCCGUAGUGCCCCUCGACCUGGUGAAGUGCCGUCUCCAGGUGGACGCAGACAAAUACAAGAAUGUGGUGAACGGCUUCAAGGUGUCCGUCCGGGAGGAGGGCAUGCGAGGGCUGGCCAAGGGCUGGGCUCCCACCUUCAUUGGAUACUCCCUGCAGGGUCUCUGCAAGUUCGGGUUGUACGAGGUGUUCAAGGUGGGAUACAACAACCUGCUGGACGAGGAGACGGCCUACACGUACCGCACGUUCGUCUACCUCGCCGCUUCGGCCUCGGCCGAGUUCUUCGCCGACAUUGCCCUCUCACCCCUUGAGGCCGCUAAGGUCCGCAUCCAGACCAUGCCCGGCUUCGCAAACACACUCCGCGAGGCGUGGCCCAAGAUGGUCCAGAAUGAGGGCUACGGCACCUUCUACAAGGGCCUGGUCCCGCUGUGGGGCCGACAGAUCCCAUACACCAUGAUGAAGUUCGCCUGCUUCGAGAAGACAGUCGAGAUUCUGUACAAGUACGUGGUGCCCAAGCCCCGCGCGGAGUGCUCCAAGAGCGAGCAGCUGGUGGUGACGUUCGCUGCCGGCUACAUCGCCGGUGUGUUCUGCGCCAUCGUGUCCCACCCGGCCGACACCGUCGUCUCCAAGCUCAACCAGGACAAGACCGCGACCGUGGGCUCCAUCGUGGGCAAGCUGGGCUUCGCCGGAGUGUGGAAGGGGCUCGGGCCCAGGAUCGUCAUGAUCGGCACCCUCACCGCGCUGCAGUGGUUCAUCUACGACGCCGUCAAGGUGUGGCUGCGCAUGCCGCGGCCGCCGCCCGCCGAGAUGCCGGACUCCAUGCGCCGGCGCCUCGAGGCCGAGGGGAAACUCAACUAAACCACACCGGGCCCGGGCCCACUGUACUCAAUCAUGGACAUAGCACUAGAGGGCUGCGGCUAGGUUGCCGAGCCGACGGAUUUCUUAUUUUUUUUAUUAGCUGAAGUAAUAUUGUCUUCGGUUACCGCGAUAGUUACUCAUGAAAUAAAACUAUGAAAACGGAUUAUAUCGCGUAUAUUGAAUUUAUAAUACAUCCCGACGUUUCGAACUCUUUACAGCGUAGUUCGAAACGUCGGGAUGUAUUAUAAAUUCAAUAUACGCGAUAUAAUCCGUUUUCAUAGUUUUAGCUGAAGUAACUUAACACAUUCACUGCCGACGUUUUCGUGGCGCUACGCUUUGUAGCCGAUCCCGGCGUUUUCCCGCUUUGUAGCGGAAAACGACUACGAACGGAACCCGCCGAGCUUCCGGCACUCGAUGCGUUAAACAUUAAUGUUCUUCUAAGUCAACUGUGCACCGUUUUAAACGGAACGGUGUGGCCUUCUCGUUAUAAUCGGCAUAUUUUCAUAGAAAUUUGACAAAAUGAUGACAUUUCCACACUUUGUCAUUUCAAAUAUAUAAAAUCGGCACGAACCCAUAAUGAAACUAGGUUGUUUGAACGGUAAAUUUACUUCAGCCGAUUAAAAAUCCGAGGAUUCCGUACCACACUGUAUUAAUAGAUCCGAUGUGAUUAAUUACCAUUUUGCAGUAUAAGUGAACGAUCAUGUUAAUUUAUUGUUGAAUAAAUUAUAUUUUUAUUUAUUUA
Cydia strobilella is the source of this 1954-nucleotide messenger RNA. Its product is annotated as phosphate carrier protein, mitochondrial. Bases 151 to 1212 code for a protein of 353 amino acids. Gene Ontology annotation, cellular component: mitochondrial inner membrane. The transcript has 9 exons. Gene Ontology annotation, biological process: mitochondrial phosphate ion transmembrane transport. Gene Ontology annotation, molecular function: phosphate transmembrane transporter activity. The record is from RefSeq and is a predicted model, not a curated record. NCBI's taxonomy places the organism in Eukaryota, Metazoa, Arthropoda, Insecta, Lepidoptera, Tortricidae.